CUUAUUUUUUUAUUUUUAACGUGAUACUAACGUGAUAUCUACAAAUUUCAUUUGACUUAAUUAAAUUUGAAAGACUUCCGAGAUUCUGUCAUAAACUAGCAAUUCUUCGUGCGCAGUGACUCACGCAAGUUAAUCUAUAGUAAACUGCAAUUUUGAUCAAUUUUGAUUGCAUUUUAUUGCAUUUGGUAUAAACAUUUUUUUCGAGAAAGAAAAUAAAUAAAAAAGAAUUUACGCAAAUAACUGAAUGAAUAAGAAAAAGUCUAACGAUAUCGAAUAUUCUUUUUGCCGUAUUUUUGAGGUUACUGGCCUCCACGUUUUGCAUUUUAUUCGUGUUCCAACAGCGAAAUGUGCCGGCUGAUGUAACAGGUAGAUUAAUAAGAAACAUACAAAGAUACGAUAAAAAAUAUCAAGGAUUUACUUGAUUACAUUGAUAUUAUUGUAAAAUAAAAAUGCCAACUAUUGGAAUAAAACGAGAUUUACUCUUUCAAGCAUUGGGUAGAACGUAUUCUGAUGAUGAAUUUCAAACAUUGUGCUUCAAGUUUGGCUUAGAACUAGAUGAAGUAACAACAGAGAAGCAAAUGAUAGCAAAAGAACAAGGCACUAUCCAAGAUAUAGAUGCCUCUGAAGAAAUUAUCUAUAAAAUUGAUAUACCUGCUAACAGAUAUGAUCUUCUAUGCUUGGAAAGUUUAAGUGUUGGAUUGCUUAUAUUUUUGAAUAAAAUGUCCAUUCCAUGUUAUAGAGCGCUCAAACCAAAAAAAGGAAUGGAAAGGAUUGUGAUGACUUCAGAGUGCUUAAAAAUAAGAGAACAUAUAGUUGCUGCGAUUCUGCGAAAUGUUACUUUGACACAAGAAUCUUACAAUAGCUUCAUUGAUCUUCAAGAUAAAUUGCAUCAAAACAUAGGAAGAAAACGUACUCUUAUAUCCAUUGGCACUCAUGACUUGGAUACAAUUAAAGGACCAUUUUUAUAUGAUGCUAAACCACCAUCAGAGAUACGUUUCAAACCUCUUUAUCAAGAUAAAGAAUAUACAGGAGAAGAAAUUAUGCAAUUAUAUGCAACACAUGCACAGCUCAAGCAAUAUUUACCCAUCAUAAAAGAUAGUCCAGUUUAUCCUGUAAUAUAUGAUAGUAAUGGAGUUGUUUUAUCUCUCCCUCCUAUCAUCAAUGGAGAUCAUUCAAAGAUUACACUUGAUACAAAAAAUAUUUUUAUUGAAUGUACAGCGACUGAUCUCACCAAAGCGAGGAUAGUAGUGGAUACUAUAGUUUGUGCUUUCAGUCAUUAUUGCAAAAUGAAAUAUACAGCGGAAAUUGUGGAAGUAGUUUAUCCUGACGAUCAAACUUUUUAUUAUCCCGAUUUAAAAUAUCGGAUGGAAAAAGUUGACUAUAAUAAAGCAAUCAAUUACAUUGGUAUUAAGCAGACACCAGAAGAAGUUGCACAAUUAUUGUCAAAGAUGUCUCUAAAAACCGAGGUAAAAGAUAAAAAUACGUUAAUGGUAGAAAUACCACCAACGAGGCAUGAUGUAAUACAUCUGUGUGACAUUUAUGAGGACAUUGCCAUUGCCUAUGGGUAUAACGAAAUAGAGAAAGUCAUGCCGUACGUGUCAACAAUUGCAGCAGAGUUUCCACUCAACAAACUUAGUGACCAAAUACGAAUAGAAUUAGCCCAAGCAGGAUUCACCGAAGCGCUAACUUUCUCUUUGUGUUCACGUGAAGACAUCGCUGAUAAAUUAGGAUAUAAAAUAGAUGAUGUACCAGCGGUUCAUAUAUCUAAUCCAAAAACUUUGGAAUUUCAGGUCGCACGUACUUCACUCUUACCAGGAUUACUUAAGACAAUUUCGGCGAAUAAAAAAAUGCCUUUACCGCAUAAAUUAUUUGAAGUUUCCGACGUCGUAUUGCGGGACAAUACGGCGGAAGUCGGUGCGCGCAACAAUCGUUGUUUGUGCGCAGUAUAUGCUAAUAAAUCGGCUGGUUUUGAAAUAAUUCAUGGCCUAGUGGAUAGAAUAUUAUUAUUAUUAGAUGUACCUUGGAGCAUGAAUAAAAUCGAAGAUGGAUAUUAUUUGCGUGCAGCUGAUGAUCCGAUGUUUUUCCCUCAACGAUGCGCCGAGAUUAUCUGUUAUGGUGACGUGAUAGGAAAAAUGGGAGUUUUACAUCCUGAUGUACUCUCAAAAUUUGAAUUAAAUAUUCCAUGUUCUAUGAUGGAAAUAAACAUUGAACCAUUUUUGUAACAGAAAUAAUUUGCAAAUGGAAAAAUUACAGAUAUUAAUAGUGAAUUCAAAAUAUAGCUUCUAUAACGAGUCAAAUUUACAUAUUUAAA
This is a messenger RNA of Pogonomyrmex barbatus (red harvester ant), 2311 nucleotides long. RefSeq names its product phenylalanine--tRNA ligase beta subunit (gene beta-PheRS). The record is from RefSeq and is a predicted model, not a curated record. Gene Ontology annotation, cellular component: phenylalanine-tRNA ligase complex; cytoplasm. Gene Ontology annotation, biological process: phenylalanyl-tRNA aminoacylation. Gene Ontology annotation, molecular function: magnesium ion binding; ATP binding; RNA binding. Lineage: Eukaryota; Metazoa; Arthropoda; Insecta; Hymenoptera; Formicidae.